This is a messenger RNA of Aspergillus luchuensis, 411 nucleotides long. RefSeq lists its product as uncharacterized. NCBI's taxonomy places the organism in Eukaryota, Fungi, Ascomycota, Eurotiomycetes, Eurotiales, Aspergillaceae. Bases 1 to 411 code for a protein of 136 amino acids. The transcript has 3 exons. The record is from RefSeq and is a predicted model, not a curated record.
AUGAAGUUCAUCCUCUCCUUCGCCCUCUAUACAGCUACCGCCCUAGCCCAGGGCAUCUACAUCGAGUCCCCCGCCGCCGGCACGGAGCUGAAAGCCGGAGAAACAGUAACCGUGCAGAUCGGUCGUCCGAGAUUCCCCGAAAACAUCGCUGAAAUCGGCAUCGCCAUCGGUAUCGAAUCCUGCUCCGGGUCCUCAGGAUGCACUGCCCCCGACUCGGCUAUCGGAAAUCUCCUAUACAGCGGCCCCUAUGAUCCACAGUCUAACGGACCUCCUUACCCGUAUGAGAACUUCACUGUCACUGUGCCGGAUGUGACGGGCCCUGCGCAGAUCGGGGUUGUUAGACCGUAUUUGGUGGGGCUUUCGUAUGAGUUUGUGGUGGGGACGGCGGUGACGAAUGUUACGAUUGUGUAA